GCGGUCGGUAAAGCAGAGGGGCGUGCGGGGCUAUCGCGGGCAGCAGCGGGCACAUAUGGCCACACAGCUGUGUAUCAAUAUUUUCCAGUGGACGCGAUAGCGUGCGGUGCCAUGUGGAUUCCGCUGACGUAAGGCUGUUGUGAGGCGAAUGCGACGAUCCGGUGCAGUCUUCGAGCGUGCCGUAUCGCUGGAGCCGAGGGACGCGCCCGAGUUAUGAGCACGUUGUCAGCCGCGACGACGAAACGGAACGACGGGACGCGAAUGACACGCACGGCCGACUAAGAGAUGCGCCCGCCAACGUGGAACCGGGACCUCCCGGCGAUACUGCUGUCGCUUCUUCUCGCUUCCUUCGCCGCCGUGUCACACAGCCUGGAGGUGAUAUACGCGAUAAACGCGGGCGGCGAGGCGCACACGGACAGCUUCGGCAUACGCUACGCCAGGGACCCUCUCAUGAGCAAGGUCGGCACCGCGUCCGACUACGGUAAACAAUUGAUCAUAGGUCGUAUCAGCAACGUGGACCAAAUCCUGUACCAGACCGAGCGCUACCACCACAACACCUUCGGCUACGACAUACCGAUCAGUCAGGACGGCGACUACGUGAUGAUACUAAAGUUCUGCGAGGUCUACUUCAACUCUCCCAACAUGAAGGUCUUCGAUGUGGUGUUGAACGGCGAUCAUACGGUGGUUACCGACUUGGAUAUCUUUGAGAGAGUCGGCAGAGGUAUCGCGCAUGACGAAUACGUCCCGUUCAGAGUGCAGGGUGGAAGGUUGAUAUACAAUGAUGAGGAGUCCGACAUUCUGGCGGGGAAGAUAAGAGUGGAGUUCAUCAAGGGUUACAGGGACAAUCCGAAGAUUAACGCUAUUGCUGUUGUGAAGGGAGCCUUGGGAGAUAUACCGCAGCUGGGGCCGAUACCGCAGGAUCCGGAAGAGUAUCACAGCAUGCAGGAAGACGAAGAGGAAACUACCGUGCGUAAUCGACACACGAGUGGACCCAGAACACCUGAUCCGUACUUGAUAGACGACUCGUCUAUGAUGUUGCCUCUCUUCAUAGCCGUCGGUGCUUUCAUCCCUUUACUAUUUUGCCUAUGUAAAUUAUAGACAUUUCAAACCACACACACACACACACACACACACACAUACACACACACACACGCGCGCAUAGAAAUGCCUUGUACUUAACGGUAACUGUGUUCCCGAGCAUUAGACACGCUCGAUUCAUGAGAGGAUGUCUGAACGUGUAAAUAGCUAAUCGGUAAUUUAUGCUUCUUUACGGUUGCGUCGUGUCAGAUCUUAGUUAAAGUAUUUAUUAUUAAUUUAUAAUUCUCUAGAUAUAUGUAUGAGGUGCCGCUGGCUUGCCGUACUUUCACUCAUCCACUUCUCAGACGCUCCGAGCACUUUAUUAGCGCUGUUCACUAGAUCCAUAAAGAUUAUCCGAAACGGAUUUUACAGUCCAGUUUUACAAUCGAGUUGAAAUGAAACGAAGGAUACAGAGCCUUUAUACUUAUUCAUAUCGUCGAGGCAUGAAGAAGAAUGUUAAGAACCAUCGAAGAUAUAUCUCUUGGUAUUCUCGUUCGUUUUCCAAGAUUGACGGGAAACUCGUGGAAUUCGAGUUGCCCGAUGUGAAGUGUUUCAGACUCUGCGAUCUUAAUUUCGAUGACACACAGUCUUCGACUUUUCUUCGGCUUUUUGUUCGAUCAAUCUUUUCGUUUUCUAAAGGAAACCUCGACGAGUACCGAAUGCUAAACGACCCGAUGCUAUUUUAUAACGUUAAACUUGAAGUUUCGUACCACUUUCCAACUCGUCGACUCAACGUCCCGAGAAAGUUCGAGCUGAAUGCGCGAUAGGAUUCGUCGUUUGAUCGCAAUUACGGUAGUUCCGGAGUCAGAAGGACCUAUCUCGGUCACUGAAACAUUAAGAUCGGCGGUUCUGAGACAACUUGCAUAUGUAUUCCCUUUAAGCGUACACCACCACCGUAGGUCCAGUUCAACUCACAGUUUAACUCACGAAACUUCCAAGGAGCGGUGUGUGGUCACUCGCGGUGAUCGUGAGACAUUUGCUUCGUUCUGUUUUGUACUUUUCAAAUACCGUCUUUUUUUACAGUUCAUUAUAUAUAUAUAUAUAUAUAUAUAUAUAUCGUGAAGCAUUUCGUACACGUCUCCAUAUCGGCCCUCCAAUCACGCGAUCCGGACGAUCCAAAGAGUUGAAACAUGCCGACGGGGCGCGUAUCGGAUUAUGCGAUUUUAACAACACGAGCUCCCUAGCGUACAGAAUCGUUGCCGAAAUUCUCAGGAUUAUUAACCGGACGACAGUCACACUCGUACAGUCCAUUACCAAAGCAACAUCCAUUUUUUGCACGUCGAAAUAAAGAGAACUGUUACUGAAACAA
Dinoponera quadriceps is the source of this 2386-nucleotide messenger RNA. Its product is annotated as malectin-A. Gene Ontology annotation, cellular component: membrane. The record is from RefSeq and is a predicted model, not a curated record. The transcript has 4 exons. Lineage: Eukaryota; Metazoa; Arthropoda; Insecta; Hymenoptera; Formicidae. The coding region runs from base 286 to 1098 and encodes 270 amino acids. Gene Ontology annotation, molecular function: carbohydrate binding.